Messenger RNA from Prunus armeniaca (apricot), 1047 nucleotides. The record is from the annotation of a GenBank genome assembly. Lineage: Eukaryota; Viridiplantae; Streptophyta; Magnoliopsida; Rosales; Rosaceae.
AUGGCCAAGACCAUACUGGUCACCGGCGGGGCCGGUUAUAUCGGCAGCCACACCGUGCUUCAGCUUCUGCUCGGCGGCUUUAAGACCGUCGUCGUUGAUAACCUUGAUAACUCCUCCGAAGUCGCCGUCAACCGUGUCAGAGAACUCGCGCGUGAAUUCGGCAAAAACCUCUCCUUUCACAAGGUGGACCUCCGGGACAAACCAGCACUGGAUAAACUCUUUUCUUCAAUACCAUUUGAUGCUGUCAUACACUUUGCUGGACUCAAAGCAGUUGGUGAAAGUGUGCAGAAACCAUUGCUGUAUUAUAACAACAAUUUAAUCGGGACGAUUACUUUGUUGGAAGUAAUGGCUGCCCAUGGAUGCAAAAAGCUUGUGUUCUCAUCGUCAGCAACUGUUUAUGGUUGGCCGAAGGUGGUCCCAUGUACAGAAGAUUUCCCACUUGUUGCAGCGAAUCCAUAUGGACGAACUAAGCUUUUCAUUGAAGAAAUUGCUCGUGAUAUUUACCGCUCAGACUCUGAUUGGAAAAUCAUAUUGCUGAGAUACUUCAAUCCAGUUGGUGCACAUCCUAGCGGUCAUAUUGGUGAGGAUCCCCGUGGUAUCCCAAACAAUCUCAUGCCAUUUGUGCAGCAAGUUGCUGUUGGCAGGCGUCAAGCCCUGACGGUGUUUGGAACUGACUAUAAUACCAAGGAUGGUACUGGGGUUCGUGAUUAUAUUCAUGUAGUUGAUUUAGCAGAUGGGCACAUUGCUGCCUUGCACAAGUUAGAUGAGGAUAAGAUAGGUUGCGAGGUGUACAAUUUAGGAACAGGUAAAGGAACAUCGGUCUUGGAGAUGGUUGCAGCAUUUGAAAGUGCAUCUGGAAAGAAAAUUCCUCUUGUCACAUCUGGGAGGCGUCCCGGUGAUGCAGAAGUUGUCUAUGCAUCAACAGAAAAGGCAGAGAGGGAACUCAACUGGAAGGCGCAAUAUAGCAUUGAUGACAUGUGCCGGGACCAGUGGAACUGGGCUAGCAAAAAUCCAUUUGGCUAUGAUACCUCAGAAUCUACCAAGUGA